CCAUCCCAUACGAAGAGGGGGGUGGGUCACGUUGUAGCUGUCAAAAUGUUUAACAUGUCACCAAUAGUCACCGUUGGACUGUCACCCCAUGCCCGUACGAUAUUAAAAACUGCAGCGGAUCUCGCUGCCAUGCACAAAAUCAAGAUUACUAGAUCUUGAAAUGCGGUGAUAGUCUCCCAAAAUCCAGACCAGUUUUGUUUUAAUAAAAAUACGCUACACAUCACAAUCACUUCGGGAUUUAAAAAUUCCUGCACAAAUAUUCCAUUGAAUAGAGUUUCGGCUAUCGUACGGGCCUAAAAUUCCUUUUUUUUCCCAGCUUUGUUUGAUGACUUAAAAUCUUGGAUUCAUUUCCAAGACAGGUCUUUUUGUUAUUUUAUGCUUUGUUUCAAAACGAUGGGUGAUAAAGCGAGUGUUGAGGAACUGACUGAAAAAAUAGCGGAAUUGUCCGUUAUUUCAUUUAGGAAACUCGACGAGAUGAAACGUCUCGCCAAACACUUCCAGGACGUUCUUAAUCAUCAGCAGACACAACAGAAACCCUCUGUACACAAAUACUUGAAGAACCUCACGGAAACACACAAGAAAGUGUUCUUUCAAAAACGCGAGGGUGUCGAAGUGGAGUAUAUCUUCACGACGGAAAAGAAGAGUAGCCUUCAGAGACAAAGAUUCAAUAGUCUACCCGUAAGCGAGGUCCCUGAAUUGCUAAAAGCUGAGUUGCUAACAGCCGAGCAUGCUAAGCAAGUACACAUCUGUACGGAUUGCAAAGUGGAGAUUGAGUUAAAUGAUGAGGAACCGUUAAUGGAUUCUCUUCAAAAGCACUUUAACUUAGAGGUGCAUCUGCCGAAACUGAAGCGAGAAAGUGUGGACGUAGCUGAACCUAUAAUACUACCCAAAAUGUCCAGAAGACUCUCGGCUAUGGAGAGCGGUGAAACACCAGCGCAGAACUUGGACCAAAUAAUGCAAUUAGUGAAACCAACAGAAAAGCUAGACCGCAAUUUCUCGUCUAAACUCGAAGCGGCUUUGAUUAGGCACCUCCCCGACAAUUCCGAAGCCAGCAUCGAUGCUGCAGUCAAAUUUUAUCAAGGAGUUUACGAUAAGCUUUCUAGAGAUGUCGCCGUUAUUGAUUUCUCAACCCAAACAAGCUCUGUAGCGCCUAUAAUAAUGAGUAUUAAGGACAAUGUUUAUCAGAAUUUCGCCGCGGAUGCAAAUAAAAAUAUAGAAAACGAAGAAAAUGAUCAAGCUCCAGAGAGACCGGUUAAGAAUCAAGUGAAGAAGUACCGAUAUUACGGGCCUAUUGAGAAUGUUAUAAUUAAAUUGCUCAACAAUCACAAAUUGUUGUCAUUGAUCGACGAUCGAACUGGGAAACUUGCAUUUUUCUGUAUGGCAUGCGAGUAUUACACCCUGAGGUUCAGAUACGACAGUGUUUUGAAUCAUGUAUUCAAUGAAACGCAUAUUCACAAUUUGUCUUGCAUUUUACAAGCUGAUAAGCAUAUCCCGUUCUCUAUGGAUGAAAAGUCGGUGGAAAAAAUUAAAGAAAUAAACAAGAAGUUUCUCUAUGUCCACGACGUCGUUGAUGACGGGAAUGGAAUAAGGUGCGGUCUUUGUAAGACGUCUAUUGAUUCAAUCGAAUCUUCCACGCUUCAUAUUCUCGACGAGAAUCAUUUAGCUAAGCUCUCGGAUAAAUUAUACCGUAAAAUGAGGGCUAGUAACCCCGAUGGGGCGGUUCCCGACGAGUGGGGCCCGAAAGAUUUAGAUUGGACAAAAUUCUUGGCGAGCGUCGGCAAACCGCAGCACAAUCGCGACCAUGUGAUCAUCGAAAACUUCAUAAAACCUUCAGGAAAGGUCGCAAAUUACUGCAGCUGUUGUGAUAUGACUCUGAAAGGACCUAGACAGGUCCUCUUCAAUCACAUUCGACAGAAGAAGCAUUUGAGGAACGCCGCGCCCCACAAACUGUCAAUGCUCUACAAGAAUUAUUGCAGACCGUCCGAGUACUAUGCCAGUUUUGGUAAUUAUUACGUGUGCGCCAUCUGUCCAAAGUACGUGGCCGUUCCGUCAUUUGCAGCGAUCAUUGAACACUUCGAAAGCGCUUUACACAUCGAAACAGUGGCAAAAUUGAUCCGCUCAGCGCUUUAUUCUGAGAAUGUUGAUAAAGAGUUACUAUCAUUCAAUAAGAUUUCAACAAAUGAUGUGGUCCAUUGUGAUUAUUGCAAUACAACGUUCCAAGAUGUAAACGAAGCGAUUACUCAUGUCAUAUCUAGUAUAAACCAUCAGAAUCACAUAACUGAAGCGAAGAUUAAAGAAAAUAAAGGCGAUAUUAUAAGCGUGUACAUGCAGGGCGACUACAUUCUACACAGCGAAGGUGCCUCUUUCUCGUGUCAGAUCUGCAAAGGGGUUUACAACUCUAUAAGAUCUCUGUUAUCACAUUUGAUUUACGCCGAACACUUCCCGGUGAAACCAAAUGCUGAAAACGUGUUCCGUUUUUAUUUAGAAUUGAAGCACAAUAUUAAUAUGUUGGGCAGGAAUAAAUAUGUUUAUUAUGAAUUUGGAAAACUGAAGUGUGGGGUUUGUAAAGCGGACGUGGCUGAGGGCGAGAAUGCGAAGAAACACGUCGUGUCCACUCUGCACAGAGAAAACAUGGGGGCCAGUUAUAUUAAUGUGAAUGAAUCUGCGAUGGAGUGAGGAUGUCUGCAAGGUUGCUUCCAAUGAGAAAAAAAAUUUAAAAGAAAAUUCCACUAUGUUGUAUAUACCUAACAAUGUAAGGAUGGAAAAUGGACAAUUUCUACAAGUGUUGCCAGAAAUUGGUACAUUAUUUGUAUGUUUUUUUUUUCUACUCUAGUAACAAUGUAUUGAAAAUAGAUUUGUCAAAAUUACCCCUUACUUAAAAAGAUCGUGCUAUUUGGCACCAUUGACUAUUUUUGACAUUUUUAUGUCGGAAUCAAACAAAUUUAUUGACCAAACAGCUCAAAAUAUGUUCUUAUUAGUAUUUUUGAAUAUUAGUAAAAAUUAUAAUAAGAGAAAAUGAAAAGGAACAACAAAAAAUUACAAACAAACGCAGUGAUAUGGAAUACUAGUGAUUAAAAAAAGAAUAUAAAAGCUCGAUAAGAAAUACUUUACGCAUUAUAGCACAGUGCUACUGACGCCUCACUAAAAUAAAAAAAAAUCUUAAAUAUAAAUACAGAUUAAUCAUAACAUUUGAUCGUGAAAAGAAUAAAUUAUAUUACAUGGAUUUUAACUAAAAAACGACCUCAUUCAAUACCUACAGUUCUUUUAUAGUAACUGUGACAGUUCAAAAUGACAUCUGUCAUCCGCACUACGCUACGAUGUGUAAUUUUUUUUUAUGUAAGAGGUAAUUUUUCUUGUAAUUUCGAUUGAAUAUUUUUGACACUGUUUUUUAAUCUUGACUGAAAAAAAUCUGUGGUAAACUUUAAUAUGAAUAAGCCUUCACGCAUAAACCGUAUUAUGGAAUGAACAUUUUUAUAAAACAUGGCAAUAUUGCAAAUGGCCGACAGUAACGAUUCCUAACCUCAAAUAUUGUGACAGAUGCUGACAGUUUUUAGCCGCCAUAUUAGUCUAAUAUCGACGUCAUAUAACGGCAUUCCACUUAUUAGAAUCCAUUAAACAGUACAGGCAACACAUUAUGUCAAUUUGGACAUACAAAUACACGAAAAAUAUUACCUUUCCUCUUUUGAUGAUAGCCACAAACAUGGCGCGUAUCGUGAAAGACUUGUAACAAGAUAAAUCGUUCGUAGUUUACAUUGUAAGAAAGUUCAAUUUUAAUUACCUACAUUUGAUCAUCCUAAAUUUAAUGGUGCUGCAGAUAAUUAGGUAAAUUCUUAGGUGCCAUUUCCAGUAAUUACUUCUAAAUUUAAAAUCGAUUAUAUAAAGUACUAUGUUAUGAACACACCAAGAAAUAAAUUUAAAGUGGCUCAGACUUAAAUCUAUCAUUAAAAAAGAAUCAAUGUUUUUUACAAUAAUAAUUUUAUUAUUUUGUUUUAAAUCGCAUGGUGGUACUCUCGAAUAAUGUGACCACUAAUUUUUAGUAAUUUUCCUUCUCAUUUCACCUAAAGUUAGAAGAUUCUCAAUUCGACUUUUUGGUGAACACGUUUUGUUUUUUUUUUUUUUGUAAAAGUAGGUUUAACAUGCAGCAUGGUCUAAGACUAAUUUGUUGUAUUGGUUUUUUUUUUUUGUAAAAAUAGUUUGUUAAGUCUUGUUUUACUAAGUAAAUAGUGUGAUCGCGCUAAGAAAAUAGCGACGAGAAACUAAAAGAGACGCGUAGCGUUUUACAAAAACAGGUUUUUGGCUGGCAAUAGACAUAUUUUGAUUAUCUGUGCGAUUUUAUUCUGGAGACUUUUUAGCUAAUGAUUUGUUACAUCUGUUCAUAGGAACGUCUAUGUUAUAUAGUUGUUAAAUAACCAGUCAGGCUGGUACUCGCGUCACAGUAGCUCAUGACUAAGGAUCACGAAUUGUUGCCGAAACUAGUCGAGCUUCUUCGAACUAAUUACACGUGAGUUAAACCGGUAGUUAUUACAUUAAAAUAUUAUGUUAUAAAAAAAUAAAAUGCGUUUAUUGAUAGUUUAAUAAUUGAUUAUACAUUAUUAUAAAUUAGCAUAAAAUUAUUGCCAAAUAUUUAGUGACCAAAUCUAAGAUCAUGGUAAGCACCACCAUCAUUGUCUUUAUUUUCGGUUCUUGUGUUGAAAGCUACCACCAAAUGUUAAGUACCGUAAAAUUACAACUAAAUUAUAUAAGGAUUCGUUAUUUUUCCGGUCCUUCGAGCUUCGGAUUAAACUAAAGAAAGAAGGAAAUAUAAAAUUAAAUUAAAAACACUAUAUAAUUAAUGCAAAUUUCUCAUCAAAUAGCUAAAAAUCAUCCUGAUUAAUUCAGCCUUCGGAUAAAAAGUCAUUGAUAAGGCCUAUUCGUUUAACAGCUGUCAUAGACGAAGACUCCAAACGUAUUACAUACAUUUCUUCACUGGGGCUUAUUUGAUAAAUUUUGUUAAAUUGUAAUAAGGUCUAAUUAUACCCAGACGUCUAUUGCCAGCCUAAAAGGACCAUAUUUAAACAUGGAUACCUUAAGGCUAGCGUUAUAUUUAGCAUAUUUUCGGUCGUAAUACCCUCAAUGCGGAUUGUACACCAACUCCAAAAAGAACAUACGCAAUAAAGUAUUGCCGAUCUUCUGUUGGCUAGAGAUCGAUCCGCGAUUACCGAACAAACGUCGGGCGCAAGGGUUCAACGGUAUGUCAUCGACAAUAGCUAAUCGUAUGUAGUUUCUAUUGGUGUUCCGUCGCGUAUGAUCGGCAACCGAAAAUCGGUCUAUUGUAGCGCUAGCCACUCUGUCCAAUACUUACAUCACAAUAGUAAUAAAUCUAAGAUGCAUUUGAUUACAUGUAAUAUUAUUAACAGAUAUCGGGACCUAAUUGAUUUCUCUGUCUGUGGACAAGUGCCAAAGAUUUUGCAUAAUAAAUUUUAUUUCUAUAAGCAUAGUUAACAUAAUUGGUCGUCCGUUUGUAACAGGCAAAAAUUGGAUUUUUUAAAAGUAUUUCAAUCGAAGCGCACGUUAAAGGAUUCGUUAGAAAAGAAUUUUUAAAAUUUAGAGAAAGUGUCAACAACCUCUGCCUCAAACUUUGCGCUCAAAUUUACGCUAUUUUCGAAAUCUCUGUUAAGUUCUACUGUCUCUCCCUUAAGUACUAUUUUCCUGUGUUCUUUCUUCUACGCCGUCAUUCUCUUAUGUCGUGUAUGUGCUUUUACAUAAGUUUGUCUCAGAUUAUCUAGAUAGAGGAUCGAGCCUCAAAAACGGGUCAACUUUUUGUCAGCUAAUUGUCAAAUUAGCUGUCUCGUUUUUUUUUUUUAUCAGUAUUUUAUAUACUUACGCGUACAAUGUAUCUUGACGUAUUAUUUAAUGAAUAAAAUGAUAAUGUUUACGCAUUAAAAAUAUGCAAAAAUUAUAAGACAAAAUAAAUAUAGAAGUUGUAAAGGAAUCACUCAUAACUAUUUAUCACGCAAAAUUGUAUGAAAAAGUUGACCAGUUUUUCUCGAGGCAUUUCUAUGGAAACACUCGAAACUAUAUAAUCUAUAUAUAUAUAUAUAUAUAUAUAUAUAUAUAUAUAUAUAUAUAUACAAAUAUGUAUUCGUAUAUAUUGGUAUAAUAGUGCGCCACCUACUACCUUUGUCGGUUUUCUCAAUGUCCUCUACCCAAAGGUUGUCUGGAAAAGAUUGCUUGGCGAUUAGGCAGCCUUUUGUAUCACUUCUCAUUAAAACUUACUAUAUUCAUUAUUUUUAUUUGGUGCAAUAAAGUGAAGUGAAAGAAAAAAAUAUGAAUUUGAAAAGGCGAUGAACUAUUCUCAAUCGCAAGGCUUGAUUACUUUAUAAUUAUCAAUUAUCAAACCCUACGCGAUCAUUUCCCAGUCUAUUGUUACAUGAACCAAUGUUAACACUAGUGAUUGUAGGCAUUCGGCGCAUAUUAUUUAUAAAUGCAAAACGUGCGCGGACGGAAUGACGGUCGGAGAUUGGUGGCUGAUAUGGAAGGUUGUAGAGCUUCUUGUAAUAAUAGUAAUAAUAGUAGUCAAUCUUCGAAUGUUGGCAGUUUCAUACUAAUGAUGGCGGAAUUAGACAAAAUAAUAGCUAUUUCAGUAAAAUAACAAUUUAUGUAUAAAAAAAAAUUAUCAUUUUGGUACUUGUCGGCAGUCGCAUUUUAAUAUCUGUGAUACAUUUGUUUUCCCAAUUUGGUCCUAGUAACGUAACCUAGUUCAUUUGUUUUUAUCAUUAGUGCUAGGUAUUAUAUAUUAGAUGCGUCUGGUCAAAUUAUUUUGUACUAUCAAAAAAAUUUCAUAGUAUAUAUACAUACAUGUAAGUUGCUCUCACAUCACAUGGCCUGUGAGUUUUACUCGUAAGUCUCGUAAGUUACGUUACUAAUAAGAGUACAACUCUUGUGAGUGACUUAUUGUCACUCGCAAGAGUAUAACUCUCGUGAGUAACUUACUGUUAAUCGAUCUAUCAGCGAGUGACGCCAAUGAAUUGAUAUUAAAUCGUAAUCAUAUAUAUAAGUGACGAUUACUAGUUUCCAUAAGGUGGGCCGUCAGCUUCGUCAUUCUGAAUUGCUUAAAAUACGUACAAAGUCCUUCUUUUGUCGUUUGAAGUCAUUUCGAUUGACCCUGUAUACAAAUGGCAAGCGAAUCCAUAAAUGUAAGUCUUCACUAGCGAGUCCACGAUACAGUAAGAUAUCAGCUAGGCAUCGGUAUCUAUAUAUUGGGUGCCUCUGGACAGCAGAAAACGGCCAUCACUCAUUUUUAUACCGCCUACAUCAGUCGGAUAUCUAUUUUCGAAUAUGCUAAAAGUCUGUUUGUUAUUCAAUAUUAUUUUUCAGAUAACAGACUUUUAUAAAUAGAAUAUUUUAGAAAAAGAAUAGAUAGAUAUUGUAACUAAAAUAUAUAAAUAUUGCCAUAUAUAGAUAUUAUACAACUUUUGUAGCAACUUAUAGUCGGUAACAAUUCCAUCAAUGGAUUCGUUAAACAUUUGUCUAAUGGGGAUCUUAAUUGGGUUGCGUCAAAAGUCACCUCGCAGUUAAGUAACUUAUUUAAUGUACUUACUCGAGUAAAACUUUCAUAUAGGCGUCCUGAUUACGGUCGUUUCCAGCCUGUAUUUGACUAUAAAAUACACAUAUCUCACAAAGGUAGUAUCCCAUCCCAUCAUGAUCCCAUGUUAAUUGAUAUUUCGUUUUGAACCUUAACUUUUUCAAUGAUUUUAAUACAAUUACUAUUAGGUUCCCUGUGUAUGUUAAAGUUUUCUUUGCCUUGUCGAUAUUUUUCAUUGUUUUUCGAUUUCUUUUUUUUAAUAAGAUUUGUUUAUCUAUUGUAAUGACGUAUAUAUUGUUAUAAAUUCGCGGUGGUUUUUCGAACCAAUAUCUUGGCUAUUAUAAAUUACAUUUAAAAAAAAAAUAUUAUCUUUUAAAAACUAACUGUAAUUGUAUUUAAGAUUCGAAGUAAUUCAAAUAAGUUGAGUUCAUUGGCGCCAAAUCGCGCGCGCCAAUUAUAUACAUUACUUCAAAAUGUUUGAAAAAGAAAAUUGACACUUACUGGCCAGAUACAUUCGCGUCAUAGACUAUCGAACAGUUUUUUACUCUGUAUUAUUUUUAAUGUUUUUGGAAGGUUUUACCAUAUUGUACAAUUGCUAUUAAAUAUUGUGUUUCAUAAUUUUUUAUUGUCGACAAUUAUUGUUAUUUGUCGAUUUAUUAUGUAUAAAAUCAACGAAACGUGCAGAAUUUUAAAUGUAAUUUAUUGAUAAUAAUGUUAAUAAAAUUCGAGUAAUUAUGAAGUCGUCUGAAAUUUUAAAAUCAUGAAUUUUAUACUUUUUUUAUACAUAUAAAUAUAUAUUAUAUAUGUACUAGUGACGCUACAUGGUUGUACCUACAGUUGGUUUUUGUGUUUACCGUUAAACAAUCAACAAAAUAAAUGUCUAAGAGAAAAAUAAAUCAUUUAUAAAUAAAAUUUUAAUAAAUGAAAUAAUUUUUUAUUUU
Galleria mellonella (greater wax moth) is the source of this 8505-nucleotide messenger RNA. RefSeq lists its product as uncharacterized. Lineage: Eukaryota; Metazoa; Arthropoda; Insecta; Lepidoptera; Pyralidae. The transcript has 3 exons. Bases 376 to 2676 code for a protein of 766 amino acids. The record is from RefSeq and is a predicted model, not a curated record.